AUGGAGGUCGACAGGACUCCCUCCGUAUCAACGGCAGUUACAAAUCCCCGUUUUGUGCUGUUAGAGGAAGACAAAAUUGGAUUCAAUCUAACAAAUGUGACUAGAGGCGACGACGGGGAUUACAAGUGUAUUGUGAACCUGCGAAGCACCAGUGUCCGCGUGAAGAAGAAAGGGACGUUAAACGUUACAGAACCAGAAUGCCUGCGAGUAAAGAGAGCAUCAGAUGCGGGUGAACAGAAAUGCACUUGUAAUAAACCGCCUCCUGAAUCUGGUGAAGACGAACAACGUCCUGCGACUGAUUCUUCUGGAACUGCUAACCCUGUUGCCGUUGCUGUCCCUGUUGUCAUCGUCAUCGUCAUCGCAGCCGUUGCUGUUGUGGUUUUCAGGAAGAAAUGCAAAUCCACUGGUGAAAAUCAGAAUGUUCGCUCAGAAGUGGAAAAUGGUAUGGUAUCCCAAGGCCUGACGCAACAAGAGGAUAGUGCAGUUUAACCAGACCAACAAAGGUGAACGGAUGCACUUCAUUCGAACAAGUUAGAUCCCCCUGCUUUGUGGCAAUUGGCAACAUACACUUACCUCUAUAUGCAAAUGAUUGGUGCUAACGCGGAAAUCGUGGAAGAUUUUUCAGAAUUUAGUUUUUUUAUCCCCAGCAACGCGU
This is a messenger RNA of Haliotis rubra (blacklip abalone), 655 nucleotides long. RefSeq lists its product as uncharacterized. The record is from RefSeq and is a predicted model, not a curated record. The transcript is spliced from 9 exons. The coding region runs from base 1 to 489 and encodes 162 amino acids. NCBI's taxonomy places the organism in Eukaryota, Metazoa, Mollusca, Gastropoda, Lepetellida, Haliotidae.